Messenger RNA from Penicillium brasilianum, 1101 nucleotides. NCBI's taxonomy places the organism in Eukaryota, Fungi, Ascomycota, Eurotiomycetes, Eurotiales, Aspergillaceae. The record is from the annotation of a GenBank genome assembly.
AUGGAGUCUGUUCAUCAUGUAUCAACGUCGUCGAAGAUCCUCUUCGGCAAAGUCCGCAAGAUGGUGCCGCCAAUGCUCGAGAAAUUUCACAAAGGGCAGCUGGGGCGCGUAGCGGUCAUAGGAGGCUGCGCUGACUAUACCGGAGCUCCAUACUUCUCUGCGAUAGCAUCAGCAAAGCUAGGCUGUGAUAUGAGUCAUGUCCUCUGUGAGCGCUCUGCUGCACCGGUUGUCAAAGGUUAUUCUCCAAACUUGAUGGUUCACCCGAUACUGCCAAGCACCGACUCGGUCAAGGACCCCAAGUCAAUCAAUGCAUCCGAACUUGCAGGCCCUAUUAUCUCUAUGCUCUCCCGUUUGCAUUCACUGGUCAUCGGACCAGGCCUCGGCCGUGACGGAGUCACGCUGAAAGUCGUCGCAGAAGUAAUCAAGGAAGCGCGAUCACGAUCUAUCCCAUUCGUGCUGGACGCCGAUGGGUUGCUUAUCGUCACGGAAGAUCCAGAUCUGGUCAAGGGAUACAAAGAGUGCAUUCUGACACCGAAUGUGGUCGAGUUUGGAAGACUUGCAAAAGCACUGGGCAUCAAUGUUAAGAGCCAGGCAGACGUUGCUGGCGAUGGCGACAAAACAAGUAAAGAGUCAGAAGCCUGCGAACAGCUGUCAAGGGCUCUGGGUGGCGUGACUAUUCUUCAAAAAGGGCCGCAUGAUGUCAUCUCUAACGGAGUCACCAGUAUCAUCUCCGAUAUUAAGGGUGGUCUUAAACGCAGCGGUGGCCAGGGAGAUACCCUGACGGGCUCAUUGGGAACGAUGCUGGCAUGGCGAGCGGCUUACCACGAUAAAUUAUGGGAUUCGGGUGAGAAGGAUAAUGAGACGGAGGCACAGAACAAGGAGGACGUACAGGCUGAGCUGGAGUCUGAGGGCAGGCGCAUGUCCUCGUCGACUACUCUCCUUCUUGCUGCCUGGGCAGGCAGCUGUAUCACCCGCGAGUGCUCACGAAGGGCUUUCGAGGCUAAGGGGCGGAGCAUGCAGGCCAGCGACUUGACCGACGAGGUACAUCCUAGUUUCCUUCGACUGAUUGGAGAGCCCGAAGGCUCGAAGACACACCUUUAG